This is a messenger RNA of Alnus glutinosa, 4143 nucleotides long. RefSeq lists its product as uncharacterized. Bases 1 to 4143 code for a protein of 1380 amino acids. The transcript has 6 exons. Gene Ontology annotation, molecular function: nucleic acid binding. Gene Ontology annotation, biological process: DNA integration. NCBI's taxonomy places the organism in Eukaryota, Viridiplantae, Streptophyta, Magnoliopsida, Fagales, Betulaceae. The record is from RefSeq and is a predicted model, not a curated record.
AUGGCUGACGGUACUAGGAUGAACCAGUUGAUGGAAACCGUAGCUGCUUUGAAGAAAACUGUGGAAAAAAAUGAGGCACAGGCAGCCAAGAAUUACUCUGAAUUGCAGUCAAAGCUGGAUGGAAUUGCUCCUGAAUUGCUGAAGACGAUGGAAGGAUCCAGCAGUAUGGGCGAGCGUAAGUUUGAGCAGUUGCUGGAGAAAGUUUCUUCUCUCGCCCAGGCUGUGGAGGCUAUUAAACUGCCUUCGCAAUCCACAUUUGUGCUUGGAGAGACUUCCGGUGCUGCAAGAGGAAGUGCUGAAUUCGUGCCUCUAGUAAUGUUGCAGACGGGAAGGAGCUCAGAUCUGGUGCAACCUCCUGCUUUCCGCAAUCAGCAAUCAGUUGAGAUCAGAUCUUCCGAGGAUCAGCUUCUGCAAGCUCCUCGCGUUCCAGCAAAUCAAGGAUUGCCGCCUCCAGUUGGUGGAGAAUUCCAGAUCGGCCAGUUUCCGCAAGGACCAUUGCCUUCCCUGCAUCAGCAUCAAUUUACGGAGCACAGACAAGCUGAGGACCGAUUCGCUGGUAGAUCAGCUUUUCACACUGCUCCUCAGUAUCAAUUUCCUCCUCCUCAGUAUGACCUACCUCCUAGAGACAGAAAUUCAAUGUAUGACUAUCACGGUGGGGACCAUGGGGGCAUUACAACCAGGUCAGUUUGUAUUGAUUUUCCUAAAUUUGAUGGUUGUGAUCCGGUUGGAUGGAUCUAUAGGGCGAAUAAAUUUUUCAAUUUCCAUAGAAUUCCCUAUAACCAAAUGUUGAUGUUAGCCUCCAUUCACAUGGAAGGGAAAGCCCUAGUUUGGUAUCAAGAUAUGGAUAUGGCCGGAGCAUUACCUAAUUGGGAGGUUCUUACCCAUGCUUGGUUGGAGAGGUUUGGUCCUACUUGUUAUGAUGAUCCUAUGGAGUCCCUCACUAGGCUGAAACAAGUGUCUAGUGUGGAAGAGUAUAAGGAAAGUUUUGAGGCCAUUUCUAAUCGUCUAAGAGGUAUUAGUGAUUACAACAAGCUGAGUUGUUUCCUCAGUGGUUUAAAGGAUGAAAUUAGACUACCGGUGCGUAUGUUUAAUCCUCCAACUUUAUUAGCUGCUUAUGGUUUGGCAAAGGUGCAAGAGGAGCAUGUUUUGUUGGGAAGGAAGUCCUAUAGGAGUGUGUUUAAUUCAGGUGUUCCUAAACCUGGUAUUACUCCCACUACUCCACUGCCUACCACACCUUUAAAAGCUGCCAUUCCCAUUCAGAAGUAUGGUCAUAAGUGUCAAAAUCCUAAGCUGUUUUUGCUGGAUACUGAGGAACUUGUGGAGGAACUGGAAUUGGCAGCUCAAUCGGAGUUAGAGGAGCAGGGCUUAGACCUUAUUGACUUCAACUAUGCUGAUUCCAAACCAGAAAUUUCCUUGCAAGCCAUUACUGGCAGUGCUCACCCGAAGACUAUGAGGGUGCUUGGGAGAAUUAAUGGUCAGCAAUUAGUCAUACUUAUUGACAGUGGCAGUACACAUAAUUUUCUGGACGCUAAUGUUGCUAAGAAGGCCAGAAUAUUGUUGGAUAAGGAUUGUCAAAUCCGAGUAAAGGUGGCUAAUGGGGAAGAGGUGAUAAGUGAAGGGAAGUGUAAUGCAGUUCAUCUUCAGCUUGAGAAGUUGACUUUUAAGGUGGAUGCUUAUGUGAUCAUUUUGGCUGGAUGUGACAUGCUGCAGGGGUUGGUUGCUCCAAAAUUGUGGGAAGAAGCUCCUUUUCCUAAGUCCCUGUUGGAGAGUCAAAAGGGCCUAAUGCUUCAUUUAUUAGAAAAUGUGGGAGAUCUUGUGGAGACUGAACUGGACGCUGCUAUUUCACAAGUUUUGACGGACUUUACUGACAUUUUUGCUGAACCUAAGGGUUUACCACCCUCUAGGACACAUGAUCAUGCCAUCCUCUUAAAACCAGAUUCCCAACCAGUCUAUGUGAGGCCUUAUCGCUAUCCUUAUUUCCAGAAAGCAGAGAUUGAAAGGAUUGUCAGGGAGCUCCUGGACUUUGGGGUCAUCCAGCCCUCUCAAAGUCCUUUUUCUUCUCCCGUGUUGCUGGUUCGGAAAGCUGACGGCUCGUGGCGCAUGUGUAUGGAUUAUAGGGCUUUUAACAAGGAGACUAUAAAGGAUAAGUUUCCCAUUCCGGUGAUUGAUGAACUCCUUGAUGAGUUACAUGGGUCGAGGGUGUUCUCUAAGCUGGACUUGAGGUCCGGCUAUCACCAAAUCAGGGUCAAGCCGGAAGACAUUCCUAAAACCGCAUUUCGGACACAUGAAGGGCAUUACGAGUUUUUGGUUAUGCCUUUCGGCCUAACCAAUGCUCCUUCUACCUUUCAAAGUUUGAUGAACGAUAUUUUCCGCCAUUAUUUACGAAAAUUUAUUUUGGUGUUUUUUGAUGAUAUCCUGGUGUACAGUCCUACUAUGCAGGCCCAUUCCCAACAUCUAAAGCUGACUUUAGAGGUCCUGCGGGCUCACCAAUUGUUUGCAAAAAGAAGUAAGUGUAAAUUUGGCUGUUUGGAGAUUGACUACCUGGGUCAUCUCAUUUCUGCCGAGGGGGUUAAGGCUGAUGGUAAGAAGCUGGUGGUUAUGGCAGAAUGGCCUCGACCUCAGUCCUUAAAAGCAUUACGGGGUUUCUUAGGACUUACCGGUUACUACCGUAAGUUUGUUAGGGGUUAUGGUUCAAUUACGGCUCCAUUGACUGAUUUGUUGAAGAAAAAUGCCUUUGGCUGGAAUACAAAGGCUGAGGAAGCGUUUGUAGCACUUAAGGAGGCUAUGACCAAUCCCCCGGUUCUCAUUCUACCGGAUUUUGGUAAACCCUUCUUGAUUGAGUGUGAUGCUUCGGGCGGAGGUAUCAGGGCAGUCUUAAUGCAGGAACAAAGGCCGAUAGCCUUUUUUAGCCAGGUCUUGAAAGGCCGGUUUUUAGCCUUAUCUACUUACGAGAAAGAAUUGGUGGCCUUGAAAAUUGGCACCCCAAUGCAACAGAAGUGGAUUACUAAGUUGCUGGGGUAUGACUUUGUUGUUGAAUACAAGAAGGGUCGGGACAAUUCUGUAGCUGAUGCUCUUUCCAGGCGGGAUGAGGACACAGACCAGGAGUUUACUAUAUCUGUGAUUUCCUAUCCUACUUUGGAAUGGCUAGAAGAUUUAAGGAGGAGUUAUACCUCAGAUCCUCAUAUGCAGGCUCUGCUGCAGCAGUAUCAGGAAGGGAAGCUGUCUCACAUAAAGUUCUCUCUCCGAGAUGGAAUUUUAUUAUACAAGCAGCGGCUUUAUGUUGGAGAAUCCUUGCGAGACCAGAUCUUGCACUUUGUGCAUGCUAGUCCGUUAGCCGGUCAUGCAGGUUAUGACAAAACUAUUUACCGGAGGGUUAAAGCGGAGAAUGUUUCUCCUGCUGGGCUGCUUCAACCCUUGCCUAUUCCUGAACGACCUUGGUCUAGUAUUUCUAUGGACUUCAUUGAAGGGCUUCCCCUUUCAGGUGGAUUCAGUGUGAUUUGGGUGGUAGUUGACAGACUGACUAAGUAUGCUCACUUCUUAGCUCUCAAACACCCUUACACUGCGGAUAAAUUGGCCCAGCUGUUUCUCAGUCAGUUGUUUAAACUUGAUGGACUUCCUCAUUCGAUCAUUUUGGAUAGGGACACUGUUUUCACUAGUAAGUUUUGGACUGAGAUUUUUAAAGCACAGGGAGUUUUCCUAGCUUUCAGCACAGCUUACCAUCCUCAGUCUGAUGGUCAGUCUGAAGCUCCGUAUCGCCAGCUUUCGGUUGCUUGGCGCCGUAACCUCAAGCUCUCUCCGCGUUUCUAUGGUCCUUUCAAGAUCCUUCAGAAGGUGGGUACUGUCGCUUAUCGUCUGGAUCUUCCGAAGAGCUCUCUCCUCCAUCCGAUUUUUCACGUUUCUCAGCUUAAGCUGAAGAUUGGCCGCUCGGUUGAAGCUAUUUCUCAGCUUCCCCCCAUCAACGCUCAAGGGAUCAUUCAGCCUGAGCCUGCAGAAGUUCUAGAUCGUCGGUCUCGCCGAGUCCAUCAUCGGGCUGUGGCGGAGCUCUUGAUUCGCUGGGAGGGACAGCCAGCUUCAGAGGCCACUUGGGAGCCGUAUCACCGCUUGAAGACAUCUUACCCACACCUUGUGGGCAAGGUGUUGUGA